AUGCUUCAGCGUGUCACAGCGACAGCCACACUGAAGUUAUGGCCUGCUCUUAGUACAGUUAGUCUAAUUAAUUGCUGUCCGAGUGUGAGUGCGUGUGCACCGGUGAUUAGCCGAUAUGGUUCAACAUUCGCAGAUCAACAACGACAAGGAUUCUAUCCGAAUACGGACAUUCCACUUGAAGAGGCAUGGCAUCGUCGAAGGGAACUGAGGAAACCAAAAAUGCAACGAGAUGAACGAGUGAAGCCAAAAUUGUACUAUGCACCAGAGUGGGAUUUGGACAAGAAACCAAAUGGCGACGAAGGUUAUCCGGACCCACUUAAAGGCUACGGAAUGACUCCAGAGAAAUGGGAGUAUCAGAAUAAGGUAGUGUGGCCACCUAAUUACGUGAACCCCGAGACAGGUCUUCCAAAAUUACGAGAAGUUUAUCACUGUCGAGAAUCGAUACAUUUCAGUCCGAAACGCAUGUGGACAACAUGCCAGUUAGUGUGGAGAAUGAACGUGGAUGAGGCGAUUUUACAGUUAAAAUUUCAAAAUAGAAAGGGGGCCGAUAUUUUAAAGGAAAUUCUCGAAGAAGCUAAAGAACGUGCCGAGAAAGAAUUUCACAUAGAGUUUCCAUCGCAAAUGCAUGUUGCCGAAGCAUUUCCAAUUCAGUCGGAAAUAAUCAAAGGUGCUCGACGACACGCACACGAAAUGUGGCAUACGAUUCGAUAUCGUUACAUACACGUUUUUGUUAGACUGGAAGAAGGCGAAGGUCCGGGUGUGAAAGGAAGGCUGAAACCGAAGGAUGGAUGGGAGAAAAUGGAGGAAUAUUACGCUUAUUUAAGGAGUCGACAAAUCAAAUAUUCUAUCUGA
Anisakis simplex (herring worm) is the source of this 852-nucleotide messenger RNA. The record is from the annotation of a GenBank genome assembly. NCBI's taxonomy places the organism in Eukaryota, Metazoa, Nematoda, Chromadorea, Rhabditida, Anisakidae.